Molecule: messenger RNA, 999 nt
Organism: Branchiostoma belcheri (Belcher's lancelet)
Lineage: Eukaryota; Metazoa; Chordata; Leptocardii; Amphioxiformes; Branchiostomatidae
Product: coiled-coil domain-containing protein 189-like
Exons: 10
Coding region: 85-999 (304 amino acids)
Source: RefSeq, a predicted model, not a curated record
CAGGCCGUUGCUAGGCCAGUUGCUAAGGGAAGCCUAGCUCCAACAGAUAUCGAGUUUCCGCCUUUUUGCUGUCAAAGUUGUCUCAUGUCGUUCUUCGAAGUCGCUUUGGCAAACAUGCCUGCCGCUACGGAAUCCACACCUGGCACUAAAAUCAUUCAGCCACGGAGACACAAGGGACGGGUGGUCGUCUGGGAGGACCUGUCUGUCAAUCACAUGGAUGCCAUCGACCAGGCGACCUCCGCCGAUGACCUGAGGAGUAUCCUUGGGCAGAUCUUUGGUAUGUCUGACCACCGGGAUAACCUGAAGAAUGGAGUGUUAAUGGACCUGUUUGUGUACACGAUUCUGUACGCACGGCGGCAGAACUUCAACAAGGAACAAACUUCUGCAUUCUUUUCCAUUGUCAAGAGAACUCACGGAGUCUGCGUAGAAACGCCGUUUGGAAAUGUUCAGGAGUGUUACAACUACUUCACAGAACUCCUGCUCUGUCACGGCACCAAGAGACCGCCCUUCAGUGUGGACCUGUUUGACGCAGACCAAGUCAGGAACAUCACAGAUUACGUCGUCAACACCUACUUCAGACACUUCAAACUCUACAAAUACGUCUUCACACCAAAGGUCCAGCUGGAUCUAACCAUGAAGUAUGUCGGGAUCCCAGAAACUCCUCAGCCCAUGGAAGAGGAGGAACAGAAGGAGGAGGAGCAGCCUGGUCCUGAUGCUGAGGCUGCAGAGCAACAAGAGGAGCCACAGGAAGUAGAAGUUCCUCCAACAGAGACAGAAAACCCCCCAGAGGAGACACCAGAAGUUGAGUCUCCGCGUAAGAAAGAGCUGCGAACCCUGAUCCAGUCCCAGCUGGCCAGUCAGGUGAAGGAGCUGCGCAUGUCUGUGGAUGAACAGCUGAAGAUCAACGAUCAGGUCCUCAUGCAGAAACUGGCGGCACUAGGGGAGGGAGACUCCAGUAAGGGCGGCAGAACUUCCAGCAGGGGUGGGAAGAGGAAGUAG